Molecule: messenger RNA, 558 nt
Organism: Mycetomoellerius zeteki
Lineage: Eukaryota; Metazoa; Arthropoda; Insecta; Hymenoptera; Formicidae
Product: succinate dehydrogenase assembly factor 4, mitochondrial
Exons: 4
Coding region: 168-500 (110 amino acids)
Biological process (GO): mitochondrial respiratory chain complex II assembly
Cellular component (GO): mitochondrion
Source: RefSeq, a predicted model, not a curated record
AAACGCAUUUGUGAACGUGACGGACGCUGAAAGAAGAAAAAUUGAAGAAAGAUUGAUUUUUAUAAAAUAAAACAGAUGAUUGGAAACAGUGAGGUUGAAAAGAAACAGAUGUAUAUCGACUAGGUGUGAUCUUAUUUUCGAGGAGUAUAGAAAUCAAUUUGAGAGCAAUGGCAGGAAUUAAUUGCGCAGUUUCAACAAGCUCACGUCAAUUAUUGCGGCUAUACAUGAGAGGAUUCACAUGUCCGUUUUCAUCUAAAAGCACAGACGAGGUCGGCGAGAGUCCGAGAUUACGUGAAUUCAGGAAAAAAUUGCGCGAACGCGCUCCUAUAGAGAAAUUGGAUGAAUUGGAAGAGGGCAAGCAUCCUUAUCAAGAGCAAGAACCUCUGAAACCAUUCCCGAACAACACCAAUCCAGAAACAGGCGAAAUCGGAGGUCCCCGUGGACCAGAGCCGACUCGUUAUGGCGAUUGGGAAAGAAAAGGUCGUGUGUCGGACUUCUGAAUCAGCCUUGUUUAAGAAUAGCGCAAUUCAUUUGUUAAUAAUAAUUAGAAAUUGUUAU